AUGUUGAGGCGUAGUUUGUUUACAUCAGCAGGCGCGUUACAAGGGAAGGUGUACCCAAAACUCCAGAACGUAAGCGAGCUAGUCGGUUUUCUUAAUAAGUCCAAUGAAAAUGUGCACGACUUGGUGCCUGGCCCCACCUCGGUCGUCGAUUCCAAGAUAGUCCGCAAGAUGCUCCGCUUGUCCGGAUUGGAGUCGGACAUUUCUGCCGAAACAGAACAGAAGUGGAUCCAGGCUCUCAACACGCAGAUCGGCUUCAUCAACCAUCUUCAGCCCUCAGGCAGCCAUGCGGACACCUCGGAGAAUAUGAACGGCGCAAUUUUCAGGCUUAUCUCCUCGGACCACCAGCCGUCCGAGGCGCUUGGGCUCGAGCAGCUCAUGGAGCAAGUUCGCGCCAAUCAGCUUCAGAGCAGCGGCGAGAAAAUCAAGGACUUCGACCAAUUCGUCAGCAGCAGCGUGGACAUGUAG
Molecule: messenger RNA, 465 nt
Organism: Metschnikowia bicuspidata var. bicuspidata NRRL YB-4993
Lineage: Eukaryota; Fungi; Ascomycota; Pichiomycetes; Serinales; Metschnikowiaceae
Product: glutamyl-tRNA(Gln) amidotransferase subunit F
Exons: 1
Coding region: 1-465 (154 amino acids)
Source: RefSeq, a predicted model, not a curated record